CACGCUGCCUAGCAGCAGUGAUCCGCAGCACGCGCCGCUUGUUUCCUGCGGGGGGACAGCAAGCAGUGAGUCACAGCUCGGCCCAGACUUGGGUGCACCUUUGGCAGCUGCAGCUUCUGCUGGAACCAGCACUCUUCAACAGAUGGACUUAUCAUGUGCGGCUAAUACUUUGUUUGGCAGUGGCGCGCUGACGAGCAGCAGCCAGCAGUCCGGCGCUAACACGCGCACACCUUCAAACCAGCAGCACAAUGACCAAUACCUCCUGCCCUCCUCGGAGCAGCACGCUGCCCCUGCG
This is a messenger RNA of Amoebophrya sp. A120, 295 nucleotides long. The record is from the annotation of a GenBank genome assembly. NCBI's taxonomy places the organism in Eukaryota, Dinophyceae, Syndiniales, Amoebophryaceae.